CUGGCCACACUGCCACUACUGGACGUGACUGAUUUAUUUAUAAAUUAAUUUCUCUCUAUCUGUAGCUUGUGCGCCCGCCCGCGACGUGUUGUUUUCGUGAAAAUUUGCAUCGCAUCUUUCAGCGCGUGCAGUAGUAUUGGUCGGUCGCCUCUGUGCGAGGAAAACAACGCACCGCAGAGACGCCAGAGCAGCGAACGAGAUCAGAAGCGCGAGCGAGAGUGCCAAACAAAACAUAUCUCAUCGCAACCUUGGGCGUGUGUAUUAAUUGAGCGUUCCUAUCCGCGAACCGCGAUCCGCUUUCCGCGUCGCCCCCCUCCCCCAUCCGCACCGUGUCCGCCCCUCCUCCCGCGUCCCAAGUGGAGAGGUGUCGUCGUAGCCGAUUUUUGAUUGGGAUUACCAUCGCCACUACGCUUCUGGCCUGUUUUCCGCUGGUUGCGCUGCUGUUUCCGAAGCAAACAUAACAUCUGGCGAGAUAAGGGCGCCCCUCUCAGCCCCCAGACCCCCUCCCUCGGCCCCAGCAAACGCUUUCGUUGCAAAAACGGCGCUGAACACUCAGUUAUAGUUUUGGUUCUGGACUGACUGGUCAACGACAACAGCAGGCGCCCCCGCAUCCGAGAUGAUUCAUGUGGGCGAGAAUACGUGGAACCUGCGGAUCCUCAUCACCGAUCUGCAGGUGGAGAAAACUCUGCGCGUGAAGGGCGACCAGCACAUUGGCGGCGUCAUGCUGCAGCUGGUGGACCCGGAAAUGCCCAAGGACUGGUCAGACCACGCACUGUGGUGGCCCGCAAAGAACGUCUGGCUGACCAGGACGCGCUCGACCUUGGACCAGGCUGGCGUCCAGUCGGACUCUUUUCUGCACUUCACGCCCAUGCACAAGACGCUGCGAGUGCAGCUGCCCGAUCUUCGGUAUCUGGACUAUCGCGUCAGCUUCUCAGACAAGACCUUCAAGGCCGUGGUGAGCCUGUGCAAGGACCUGGACAUCCGCUACCCCGAGGAAUUGUCGUUCAGCAAGCCCCUGGAGCCGGAGCAUCUCAAGAAGAAUUUCUCCAAGCUGCCGCAGCGCAAGAUUCCGGUGGCAGAGGCGAAUGGCAUUUCCUACUUGAAGCCAGCGCCGGACACAAACUCAUUUGUCCCGAUCACAGGAGCCUACAAUGGCAGCAAUGGCAGCCUGGACCGCUCGCACAACGGAAAUCUGCUCUGUGCGCCAGCCUCACCGUACGCAACGACACCGCGGAGGGCAGCCACUGCUCCGGGCACGCCCAUCAGCUCGCCCACGGGUACCUGGAAGCACAACUCCACUGGCUACGCCAGCUACGAUUCCAACUCUAGUUUCGGCGACUUGCAGGAGAACCUAGCAGUGUCGCCAAGGUCACCGAGUCCGGAUGUCAGAGCCCGUUUGGUCCGACCAAAGACGCUGGUGGAGAAGGCACGCCUCAAUGUGGGUUGGCUGGACUCGUCGCUCUCGAUUAUGGAGCAGGGAGUAAGGGAGUACGACACCCUCUGUCUGCGCUUCAAGUACUUCACUUUCUUCGACCUCAACCCCAAAUACGACCAAGUGAGGAUCAAUCAACUGUACGAGCAGGCCAAGUGGAGCAUUCUGAACGAGGAGCUGGAUGCCACCGAGGAGGAGACCCUCAUGUUCGCCGCCCUGCAGUUCCAGGUGAAUCACCAGAGCGAUCUGCAUCCGCCGGGCAUCGAUUCCGGCAUAGAUUCAUCAAGUCAGGAGAAUGGCGGCGACGACGACAUUGACUCCGCUCUCAACGAGCUGCAAAUCACGCUGGAGGGCCCAGGAGGUGGCAAGGAUCAGGGCAACAUCACCAGGAUACCAGAACUCUCGGACUACCUGCGGUUCCUGAAGCCGCAGAGAUUCACCCUCAAGGGCUACAAGCGCUACUUCUUCACCUACAGGGAUCUGCACCUGCACCUGUACAAGUCACAGGAGGAAUCGAGGCGCGGUGCCCCCACCAUCAGCAUCAACCUGAGGGGCUGCGAGGUGACGCCCGAUGUUCACCUGGCCCAGGGAAAGUUUGCCAUCCGCUUGGAGGUCCCCCCAGAGGGCAGGAAUGGCCCAAACAGCGAGGUCUGGGUGAGAUGUGAGAACGAAGAGCAGUACGCCAAGUGGAUGGCCGCCUGCCGUCUGGCAGCCAAGGGACGCUCCCUAGCCGACAGCUCCUACGACAGCGAAGUGAGCAGCAUUCGCUCCCUGCUCCAGAUGCAGAAGCCCGCCCAGGGAGCUCCGCUCACCAUCAAUCCCAGGAGCGUGGAGCCCAUGGAUUACCUUUCCCAGAAGAUGCUGCGGAAGCUCUCCAGCAAGGCGGUGCAGCGGAUCCUGGAGGCCCAUGCCAACGUUCGCCAGCUGCCCUUGAUGGAGGCCAAGCUGAAAUACAUCCAGGCCUGGCAAUCCCUGCCCGACUUUGGCGUCACCCUCUUCGUCAUCAAGUUUGACGGCCACAAGAAGGAGGAACUGCUGGGCGUGGCCAACAACAGGAUCAUGCGCAUGGACCUGAGCACCGGGGACCACAUCAAGACCUGGCGCUACAACACGAUGAAGGCCUGGAACGUGAACUGGGGCAUCAAGUGCAUGAUGAUCCAGCUGCAGGACGAGAACGUGGUCUUCUCCUGCCAAUCGGCCGACUGCAAGGUGGUGCACGAGUUCAUCGGCGGCUACAUCUUCAUGUCCAUGCGUUCCAAGGAGAACAACCAGAUGCUGAACGAGGAGAUGUUCCACAAGCUGACGGGCGGCUGGUCGUAAGGCAAAGCGAGGAGCGGAGGGAGGAGUGGAGUUUAACGAGUGCCAAGCACAAACCUCGUCGCAUGUUCUACAGUUUUAUCUAUAUAUAUUUACCUAGAUUAGGGUGGCUCUGAAGGUAAUCUGCGGACGAUGCUAAGCUUUUGUGCCUUGAAAACCAAAGGGUUUCGUCAGUGUCUAAAAAUGUAGGUCAUAAUUCUGUUCUGGUUUCGAAAUAACUUAAAUUGCAAGCUACUUCUUGACAGAAUUGUAGUAAAAAUUUAUUUUUAGUCGGCAUUUAUCUAAACAAUAAUUAAUUUUAAUUUUUUUUUUAUUUGGAAACCAGAAUAGACUUUUAAUAACUUGAAAAAAUCCACCCAAUUUGCAACUGAAAAUUAGUUAAAUCUUAAAACUUGUCCCUCGGAUUACCUUCCGACUUUUUACCAAACCCCAUCGAGCCACCCUAACCGAAAGCGUUGUGUGUUUAGGUGUUAAUGGAAGUGGAAUUCUAGACUAAUAACGAUCGACACGCUGAUAACGAUUAUUACGAUAACGAUGUUGUGCCUUCGCCAGAGCAAUCUUAACCCAAAACGAGUCCAAGUCAAUGUCCUGUGUUCGGUGUUCCGCGUGUGUGCCUCUUCUGUGUUGUUUGUUUUCUAACACAGCGUUAAAGUUACACGACUUGGGUCCUUUUUUAUACCAUAUUUUUUCGAGCGGACCUGCGCGACUAACCCGCAGUUUUACAUAUUGUAUAUUUAUUAAACAAAUUAAUAAGCAGAAUAAAUUAUUUUAUAUGUUUUUAA
This is a messenger RNA of Drosophila kikkawai, 3531 nucleotides long. It is a transcript of the gene Fit1, whose product is annotated as Fermitin 1. The record is from RefSeq and is a predicted model, not a curated record. Gene Ontology annotation, cellular component: cell-substrate junction. Lineage: Eukaryota; Metazoa; Arthropoda; Insecta; Diptera; Drosophilidae. Gene Ontology annotation, biological process: cell-matrix adhesion; integrin-mediated signaling pathway. Gene Ontology annotation, molecular function: integrin binding.